Daphnia pulex (common water flea) is the source of this 1847-nucleotide messenger RNA. RefSeq names its product transforming growth factor-beta-induced protein ig-h3-like. The transcript has 5 exons. Gene Ontology annotation, biological process: cell adhesion; extracellular matrix organization. NCBI's taxonomy places the organism in Eukaryota, Metazoa, Arthropoda, Branchiopoda, Diplostraca, Daphniidae. Gene Ontology annotation, cellular component: extracellular matrix. Gene Ontology annotation, molecular function: cell adhesion molecule binding. The record is from RefSeq and is a predicted model, not a curated record. Bases 599 to 1690 code for a protein of 363 amino acids.
GGUCGAUGGAUGGACAGAUGUAGAACGUACCAACAGGGCGCUUUGCCAAAAGCAAAUCAGCAGGUGGUUGGUGGUGGUUUUAAUCGAAACGCGUAAAAAUAAAAGUACGCCAACAGAUGGCCAAAUAGGAUUUUAACAACGAACCGUCGAUUUUUCAUUUAAGCUUCGCACUGCUAACAAAAAACCUCAAAAGAGCCUUAGGUGAAUCGUGCAAUAUUGAAUUUGGAAAUCGUCGCCUUGUCGUUGAAACAAUUUAUGACACCCUUUGUAUAAAUGGCUGCCAUUGAGAACAUUUUGAACAAUGCAACUUCAUAAUUUCCGCUUGUUAUAUAACCAACCAAUUUGAGGCGAUUUCGGUGUAAUGAAUCCGAAACAAUUAGCUACCAAUUUUUUUACUAUUUGCUUUUCGGUGGCGAUUGUUUCCAAAAUUUUCUAUUUUUGAAAAAAGAAAAUUAAAAACUAAUAUAGAAUUUGGCAACGUCUAAAUGUUAUUCAACUUAGGAAGCUUCAACCUUCAGCCACGGACAAAAACGUCAUUAUCACUUUUCGAUCGGAAGAGGUUGUUUCAAUAAAAUUUCACCGCAUUUAAAUAGUUAAAAUGUGGGCUAAAGUCGUCACGCUGCUGUGCGUUUUACAUUCGAUGGAAGCGGUCUUUAUGAUCACGCUGCCAUCGGUUGAAGUGGAGAAGAAAAUCGAAGAGUUGGGAAAACGUAAACCCUAUUUGAUGCUAUCUCCAAACGAUGCUUCGUCGACACCCAAGAAUUUGACCAACAUCGAAGGGGAACUUCACAGACAACCAACCGAAGCUAAAAAUCUAGUCGAUUUGGCCGAAUCGCUCAAUUUAACAACUCUCGUCAAAGCGUUGGAACAGACAGGCUUGGAUGACAUUAUUGACCAUGAAGGGAAGUACACUUUGUUUGCUCCAACGAAUGAAGCUUUUCUCAAUAUUCCAAAAUGGGCAAGCAACAUUCCGUUAAAGGAACUUCUCAGUUUUCAUGUAGCUCGUGGUCUCAUCCAUGCUGAUGAAAUCCAAAAUGACAUGUUGGCUCGGUCCAUUCUCUCCAAGCGUGACAUUCGCUUAAACAUUUACAAGAAUGGAGAUGUAGUUACUGCAAAUGGCAGCCCCAUCACUGCUGUCAACUUCACAGCUCAUAAUGGCGUUCUCCACAUCAUCGACCGCGUAAUGGUAUCUAUCUACGAGCGCGGAGGCACCAUUGUUAAGCAAUUGGGUCGAUGCCCUUCCUUUAAGACUCUUACAAAGUUGAUCACCAUCGCCGGACUGAAUGAUGCCCUGCACGCAAAAGGACCUUUCACUCUCUUUGCCCCAUCUGACGAUGCUUUCGCCAAGAUGCCUGCAGAUUGCAUCAAACAUUUGGUUGAUAACCCACCUAUGCUUCGUCAAGUUCUGCUCUUCCACGUUGCCCAAGGAAGUUGGUUCAGCGCUGGUCUCGAAGAUGGUAUGUCAUUGGAAUCUCUUCAGAAUUCAAAGCUGUCCGUCACCAUCCAAGAAAGCUCUGUUAUGAUCGGCGGAAAAGCUACGGUAACCGGACCAGAUGGUCUUGGCAGUAAUGGGGUUAUCCACGGCAUCGACAAUGUGCUCAUUCCUCCAUCAAUGGAAAAGAAAAUGGCCAAAUUCAUGUUGAAAUCGGCCAAGAAACAAAGGCGUCUCAUUGGGUCGAACAAAGAUUAAAUUUGAAUGAAUUAAGUGUACUGUCACUACUCCCCAAUUUAAGUUUUGACUUCUCUUUACAGUACACGUAAACGAUUAUUAGUCUUUCUCAGGCCUUGAUAGUUUUCUGCGAUAUCUUCGAAUCUUCGUUGUAGAAAUACACAAUUCAACGAUCUUA